AAGGUUCACCCGUGGCCUGCAAUGAAAACAAUAACAAAGAGAAAAUUUACUUCGAGGGAAAGUCUAAUCCUGACUGAUUUUCGUUGAAAUCGUACUGUUUAUCUUAGUGAGCCAUAGAAGUACAUGCAGCAAGGAGUAGAUUUUACUCCACUUCCAUUGGACGUGGAGAGUUCGUGUGAGGAAAGUUUUGGCGUGUUUUCUCCAUUCGAGGACGAUGAAUUCGAAGGCUCGCGGACGAGCUUUUGGGGAGAGUCGAAUGGAGGUGGAGGACGAAACGGCUGGGACAACGUUCAGACAUUGCCUUCUUCUCCGUUUGGCGGGCUCGGAGGCGAUUUUGAUAUGGAACUGGAAUUUUUUCGAAAUGAUGUAAACGAGGACUGCAAAGUUGCUGGGCCUACUUUAGCCGAACUAAACGAUCACCGCUCACUGUCUCCUUUGAUUAAUCCCGAAAUGGAGCGUCUUCAUCGCAUUGCCACUCGCAUGGAAGGCGAUUCUUCCCCUUGGGAUUGCACAACUCGGAAGCCACAGGGCUACAUCGCUUUAGAGCUCACGUCGGACAAGGAUGAAAGAAGGGUUGCUCAAGUUAAACAAGAACCUGUUCUAUUAUUUUAUGAACAUAAUGACAGAUUUGAAAAAUCUAAAGAAGCGGAGAAGAAACGUCCGAGCAAACCAACAUGGACUACGACCCAAGAGACAGCUUCUCCACAUUGCAAUAAUGAGGGUGAGAAAUCAGUGUCCGCGGACGAUCAAAACUCAUCACAGAAAGUUGUAUUGCUUGAUAAACAGUUGGGCAGUGAAGUAAAUAAUCAAAUGCCUAAGUUAGUUUCAGCGGAAAUGAAAGCUCAAUUAUAUUCAGAGGGAACGAAUCUGCGCGAGGAUGUGAGAAUUGUAGCCGAUCGGGACACGAUUGAAGCUGAUCCGGGCAGUCCUGCUGUAGAAUACGAUUCCGCGGAUGAAGACAUGGAUAGUGAUGAAGAUUUUGAUGUAGAGAACCACUCGCAUGGUACAGGAUUAGCCAGAAAUCGGAAAGGUCGUAGGGGAGACCAAGAUGACCUUUCUCCGAAUCCAAAAAAGUUGCUAGAAAUCAGCCGAGAGCUGGAUCGCUUAAACAAAGUUAUAGGUGACUUAAAGCCGAUACAUCAGUUGCCACAGAACGCUCGAAACAAGUCAAGAAAGGAGAAGAACAAGUUGGCAUCAAGGGCUUGCAGAUUGAAGAAGAAAGCUCAGCAUGAAGCAAAUAAAGUUAAGCUGCAGGGUCUGGAAAUGGAACAACAGCGCCUGACGGAUGUCAUUGACAAGGUGAAGAAAGAAAUCAUAGUAAAAGGCAAUUCCCCGCCUUUGGAUCCGAAGCCAAACUUGAGCGUACAGAUUGAAACUCUUAUCAAGGGCACAUUUGGGAACCAAGUAAUUGCUGGUCAUACUUCAGAUUUUGUGUAUUCAGUUCUGAAAGCCACAGCAAGGGAGAACCCAUCACUUGGAAAACUGGAGGACCUUUCCCUGUGUUUCUAAACUGAUCUGGGGAUCGGAAAUUAGAGAUGCAUGGAUACUUGAUCCAGGGGUGCAUGGUGAACUGUCUGUUGUUAAUUAGUAGUUAUAGUUGUGUUUUGUUAAGCUUGAAUGGUAUUUACAUUGAUGAGUUACUUCGUAACAGCUUAAAUCAAAUAUUAGGACUCAGUCGUGUUACCUUGAUCAGCAGCUUAUAAUAACACAUACAUGUACUUUCUCUUGUGAUUUGUGCACCAGGUUAAGAGUGCCUUCAUUAUCUUUAGAUGCUCUAAAAUCCAGAAAUGCCUUGAUUUGCAUCCUAUUCUGGUUUUUGCUGUGAAGAGAUAGUGUAAUGUUCGUACAGACACUUCUGCAUUCCACAUUGUCUGUAAUGUGUACUGCAUUGAUUGCUGUAUCGGCUUCGUGCUUCUUUUAUUCACUAGCUUUCCUUUUUGGCCAUUGUGUUAAUGGUGUCUUACUGAUGGCAGAGGACACCUUCUUGUGACAAUUUUCAUUCAAAGUCUUGAAAACUUAAUAAUCAGGAAUGGCUUUGAUACUGACAAAGUAGUAAGCUUUAUCAAGAAAGCGUUCUUUUCACUCUUUACGUGUAAAAUAUAAAACAAAGUGAUGAUUUUUUUGUGAACAAGCACCAGGCAUGCAACACAUGUUUGGUGUGAUGUUUAGAAUCUAUCCAUAUGGUCAAGGUAAACACUCUAGAAACUUAUUAAAAAGUUUCUGUUGUAUAAUCAAAGUAUGGGAAGUAUGCUUUGCAUUUGCGAGAAAAGUGCUUGUUUUUUUGGGUACAUACAAAUGAUUGAAAUAUGUUUUGGGAUUCAGAUAUUAGCUUACUGGUUUAUUUGCAUUAAUUUUUUAGUGCAGAGGAUAGAUCAUUGUUUUGAUUGGUGGAAAAUGCUUGUUGAGUGCUUUAUCAGCAAACUGUACAUGUACAUGUGAAAUGUGUUUUUUACAUGGUAUGGACUAUGACUGAAAUGCUGUUUAAAUUAUACAUGUACAGCUUUUGAAGGACUAAGUAAUUGUCCAAAGACAAUUUUAUAAAACAAUUAUGAUGACAGUAAAGUAAAUUAAAGUCUAGGAAAGCUGGAGUGCAUCCUUUACACAUCCUAACUUGAAAAAAACAGCUAAUUGAAGGGUGCAUGGAGUUAAGCUUCACUUGACUUUUGAUUCAACGAUGACCUCUCACUGACUUUCACAUAGAAACACACAACAAUUUGAAAGGAAAAUCAAGCAGUUUAACAGAUGUCACUGUGGGUCUUUUUUUCCAUGCACCCUUUCAACCAAUCUUCAACAAAACAAUGAUUUUAAAAUGUAUGUUCCGUCCCUGAGUGUUAUUGGGUAAUAUGUGUAACUCAUAGAUGUUCAGGUGUGCUGGAAUUGUUUAUCAAGUCCACUUGCCAAUUACUUACCAAAGAUAACAUUCUCAAAGAUAGUCCAUGUAGAUGUAGCUGUGCAUGUAUUGCUGAAAACGGUAUAAAAAUAGAAUCGGCUAUUUAAAAGCAGUUCAAAUUGACAACAGCAGUGUCCAUAAUCAUCAGUUGGCCAAUGUGAGGUACAAGAGUGAAACAAAAUUGUUUAAGUUAGUGUUCCAUGUAAUUUAAGAAGUGGGUAAUAAUUAGAACUGCUCCUCUUGGCUCUUACCGGUAAUUGCAUUGUAGGGUCACACAACGAUUCAUACUUCAACUCCUAAAGGAAACUUAAUGUAACCUUUGUACUUGAUACUUGUUUAAACAAACAGUCAGGUAUCUGGUACAAAAGAGGGUUCUUGAAAGGGUUCAAGACUCAAAUUAUUUCAAAGUAGCUUUUUCUACUGCAGGUAUUAUUAGUAUGGCCUCUGAAUAUCAACCACAAAAAAUUUUGGCGCCUGAUUUAUUGAUAUUUUAUCAUACACUUUCUGAAAUAAUAAGAUCCAUUGUAUUGCAUAAAUACAAGGGCUUUGCAGCUAUAGCAUAAUAUUUUAUAUCUGGUAUUUGGUAUUUAAUGUUCUUUUUUAAGUAGAGAUUCACUGCUCCUUAUAGGAGCUGAAAAGACACGAAAGUCUUAUGAUAUAAGGGACAGUAGUUGAUUAGGGAUUAUAUUUAUAACAUUGGUUGACAAGAAAGGUGCCCUUAUCUGAAUGUUUACUGUUCAUGAAACUGAAAGUUAAGUAGAGAAGGAAUUUGGGUUCACACAUUCUGGGUUUAGAAGUUUCAAAAAGUAAUUGAGGAAGUCGUUUGUUGGUUUCUUUCAUGACUAUACAUAGAAUUUAUCUCAGUUGAGAUGUGACUUCAUUGUAUUGAGGGAUAGACAUUUUAGGGCAUCUUAUCUCCCAUUGUAAAUAAAAUUGGAGUGGAGGAAAUGGAUCAAAACUUUGUUUGUUUAAGGAUUGUGGAGUUCUAUUUGCUAAACGAUUGCUUUGUUUGUGUUUACAACUACGGGUUUACAUUGGUAGUCCAAAGAUCUGCAGGCAGACUUGUGUCAUAAUUUCAAUUCUAAGAGUGCACUGGUGUGUUCUAUUCCAGAGUGAUAACAUUUGGAUUUAAUUCUCAAGUAUUGGUGUUGUUUUGCCAAUAAGGGCUAAGGAACUCUGAUAUUUCCUUUUGUAUUUGUAUUGUUCUUUUAUAAUGUUUAAAGCAUCUGGAAUUUAAAAAUCAAUUUAAUAUGUAGACUCCUGGGAAAUUCCUAAGUAUUCUAUUUGUAACAUAAGAGGAGCAGUUAUCUUUAUCAUAUUGUAACAUAGAUCUAUGUAUAUACAGUAGGCUAUUUUGUUAUCUGUAUAGUGUAAAUAAACAAUGAGGGUUGACGGAACAGCAUUUUAUAACUUGUAACAUAAACUUACUUGAAUCCUCAUCAAGGAUUCAGCAGAUUGUAUUUUCAUAUUAUUGCGUUUCUUGACAUCGGGGACUUAAUUUAUCCAGCAGAAGGGUGGACUUAAUAAGUUAUGUUGAAUUGUUUGAUUUCUCAAAGCAAUAAAGGUCAGUAGAUCAAAACUGUAA
Messenger RNA from Pocillopora damicornis (cauliflower coral), 4475 nucleotides. RefSeq lists its product as uncharacterized. Gene Ontology annotation, biological process: response to unfolded protein; regulation of transcription by RNA polymerase II. Gene Ontology annotation, cellular component: nucleus. Gene Ontology annotation, molecular function: RNA polymerase II transcription regulatory region sequence-specific DNA binding; DNA-binding transcription factor activity, RNA polymerase II-specific. Lineage: Eukaryota; Metazoa; Cnidaria; Anthozoa; Scleractinia; Pocilloporidae. The record is from RefSeq and is a predicted model, not a curated record.